Molecule: messenger RNA, 1286 nt
Organism: Dermacentor andersoni
Lineage: Eukaryota; Metazoa; Arthropoda; Arachnida; Ixodida; Ixodidae
Source: RefSeq, a predicted model, not a curated record
GCAGUCAUAUAGGGUCCUUCAUAGUUAGUGUCCCCGGAGUGUCUCAAAUCAUAUGUCACUGAUAGUUUUUUUUAACUUGCAUGAAGUUGAUAGGGCUUACAUGAACACUUUCCCAAGCACAGGUUCUGAUGACGCUGUACAGUGGAGCAUCGGGACCUUUUGCGGGGCUGAUUGCUGUUGCCAUCUGCCUGCCAUGGGCAAAGACCAGGGGUACCGCAGCUGCUACUUCUAUAGUGUUCGCGCUCGUAUUGUGGCAGACAGUGGGCAGGACCCUGUCUGGAGCAGAACCACCGAGGAUGAACACCACGCUGCUUCGCUGCCCUCAAAACACCACACGUGGUGCCUUAAUCUUCAAUGUGGGGCGCAGUCCCACUGAGCGCGCGUGGACCAAGAAUCUCACCAGCAUCAGGCACAGUGCGUACAAAGAUAGCAUGCACGAAGAUUCAUUCCUGCUCUACUACCUGUCUUCCUACUGGGUUUCCCUCAUCGCCUUUGUAGCUACAGUUUUGCUGAGUCUCGUGUUCAGUUUCAUUCUGGGUGACAAGCGAGAGCCGGAAGGAAACCUGCAUCUUUAUAGCCCUGUCUUUAUUCGGCUAUGGAGGAGACUCGGCCUUCUCACAAAGGAGCCCAUUGAUGACGAGGUUGAGGAAAUGAAGGAUGACGACACAGCGGAGGAAAUGUUAUCAUUUCUGCAGCUAAACGAACUGUUCCACACCAACGCUUCGCAGAAUCCUAAGAAUACCCUUACGCAGUUGACAGCGGGUUUCUAGUUCAGUGCGCUUUUAUAGAGGAAGCUAUCAGUUAGAAACUUAUAUCUAAAUUCAUGGGAACGGAGAAAUUGUUGUCUUUUUUGUAACAGCACCAAUUUUGAUUACAUUUGUUUCAUUUUAACGGUGUUAAAAUGUAGUACCUGUACACCCUUAGGCAAAGUUGCACCCUUUCGGGUGUAUCUCUGCCACACAAUAAUAAUCGUCAUCUGCCUUGCUUGCAUUUCCUUUCUUGAAAUCGCCACGCCCGCUACUUUCCUGUUGGGUAUGCUAUCUCAUGCUGAUAACGCCCAUGUCGUUCGUUACUGGAAAGUACCGGACUCGCGGCGUUAAAGAAAGGAAAUGCGGACAAGACAAAUGACGAUUAUUGUUGUGUGGCAAAAGAGUGUAAUUUUGCUUAAGAGUGGAGGAACACUUAUGCUUGAAAUUUCUUGCUACAUUUUGGAAGUUUCAGAAUUUCACAAAGCUCAAGUAUCAAGCUUGCAACUCAGUAACCACAGAAUAAAAAACACAAUAUCA